AUGGACGCCCCGAAGCGGCCGAGCGAGCGGCAGGUGGCGGUGGAGCUCCCUGUGCCUUUGCGCCCCUCGCGGCGGCCAGACAGCGGGCGGUCAUGGCGCAAGCGGAGGUCGCCCUCACGGCGGAAAGACCCCAAGGACCUGGUGACUCCCGUGCACGGCAGCUCUGACCCGGCGCCUGUGGCUGGGUCCAUCGUGUCGGGGCCCGGGCAGUUCCGGAACUACGCCGCGGACGCAGCCUACCUGGAGACGGACCCGCUGCGGCAUGGGCUGGACGCCAAGCAGGUGGCGACCACCCCCUUUGCCAUGGGGCCGAAGAGUAACUCCCCGUCACCGUCGCCCAAGCCGCAAACCGCCAGCUUCCGGACGCUGGACAUCUCCAAGGCCAACGAGGGGCGCCAGAACUGGACGCGAAUUGACACCUUCCUGACGCCCUGCGGUCACUCCAACGAGGACGAGUUCGGGCGGCCAUCGCCAAAGCGAGGGACUAGCCGCUCAAGAAAUGAAGCUAGUGCGAAGAGCUUGGCGCAGGACAUCUUCGCGGAUCUCUCGGACAAGUUCGUGGAGCUGCGGCGGCAGAUCCACGAAGACACGCAGCAGCUGGUGGGGCCCAUGCAGAAAGAGCUGGACUCCGAGAUCUCCAAGACCCGAGAGCUCCUGCAAACCUUGCGCAGUGAGAAUCUCAAGUCCGCGGAGGAGAUCAGGCGGCUCAGAUCGCUGGAGCAGCACAAGCAGAUGCUGCAGGCUUACCCUGCCCCAGUGGAGAAGGAGAUCUUUGAGGCAGAGUUCAAGCGCACCCACGACGCAAUUCAGGAACUAUCAGGUAGCAUGUCCACGAUCAGAGACGAGAUCUCCGCCCUCAAGACUAGUGAUGUGGGGACGCCGAGCCGAGCUCCCAGCAUUCGGAGGAUGCAGACCAUGAACUCAGACAAGCUUACCCCAGCAGCCAUGGAUGGGGUCUUGGAUGAGAUGCGAGAGAUCUUCCAGGACAUGGAUUUCUCUUGGCUGCUGGAUGGCAUCCGGGACCUCAUCCCGGUGGCUGCCUUCAGGGAAUCCUUCCAUCUCAUGGAGGAGCAGCUGCAGGAGCUCAGGGGGCAGCUCCGCAGUGUCCACCAGGAAGUGCAGGACAAACACGCCGAGGUGGACUUCACUCCCGUCAUUGAGGCGAUCGAAAGCGGGCAGAGCGCAUCGAAGAUCACCUCGUCGCUGGAAGGAAUCUGGACUUCUGUUGACACCCUGAAGGAGGAUGUGGCCAGACAUAGGGAAGACUUGCCUUCGGCGAUGUGGGCUCAGCAGCCCUCGGUGGAUUUCUCGCCAGUCUUCCAGUGCAUCACGGAGAAUAAGGUGGAGGUGGACCUUUCGCCAGUUCUCACGGCUCUGCAGGAGAUGGAUGGCAAGGAGGAUCUUCGCAGGCAGUUCGCUGAGAUCCUGGAGGAGAUCUCCCAGAAGUUGGGCCACCCGGACUUCUCUGAGCUGCUGGAGGCUCUGCGCACCACGAAGCUCCGAGUUGACUUUGCGGGAGUUCUGGCCAGCAUUGCAGAGGAGUCAGAGACCAUUUGCAAGGUCAUCUCAGAUGAAGUGAAGCCUAUGCUGUCCAACCUGGAGCAGUCCAAUCAGGCGAUUACGGAGCAACUGCAGGAGCUGAGCCAAGACAAGGCGGUGAUCAAUAACGUUACCGCCGUGAAGGAUAUGAUGUUGCGAACCUCCCAGCAGGUCACAUUGCUGACCCAGACUCUGAACGAGGAGAAGGAAGACUUGCCAGUCAAGGUGGAUUUCAGCCCCGUUCUCGAGGCGAUCGCUGCCAACCAGGUCCAAAUCGACUUCUCGCCCAUACUGUCCGCCAUCAAGAAGAAUUGCGACUUCAGCAGUCUUUCCGAAGAUGUAGGGCGAGUUAUCAAGAGCAUCAAUGAGAUGAAAGUGCAAGUGGACUUCACUCCCAUGCUACGUGCCUUGAGGGACCACAAAGUUGACACCGUCUUCGAGAUCCUGACAGCCUUCCGUGACCAAUGCACGGAUGUGGGGCAGGUGAAGGACACUGUGGUGAGCUGCUGCCAAGAGACCAACAGCAAGCUGCUGGAGCUUCAGACGCUUCUAGAGGCAGAGUCCAAAGAGGCGCUGACAGCCGGAUUGCUGCAAGCGAUCCAAGAAAAGGAGUCGCAGAUUGACCUGUCCGCUCUCUUGACCAGCAUGGAGCAGAACAGGUCUGAUAUUCUGGCCAACAUGGAGCACGAUAAAUCCGAAAUGAGGGAGGAUUUGUACCAGAUGCAGGUCAAAGUGGAGGAAGGCCUGGACUCCCUGGGGCAUUCCGUGGAGUCUGUGGGGCAGUCAGUCACUGCAGUCACCGCAGAGCUGAAAAGCACCCAGCAGAAAACGGCGUCAGAGUCGGAGGGCAUCAUGAAGGCUCUUGAACUUAUCGAGGUCAAGCCGCAGGUGCAGGUGAACCUGUCCGAGGUGUCAGGCGCUGUGGAGGAGAUCCAGCGCAAAGUCGAGGAAUUUGACCAGCGUGUCAUGCAGGCCAUCCACCAGCAGGUUGCGGGCCAAGAUCAGCUGCUGGCCGGCGUCGCGGAGAUCUCCACGCAGUCGCAAAGGCACGCAGAGUCCCUGGAGCUGCAGCGGCAGAAAACAGAUGAGGUGCUGGAGGCGGCCUCGGCACCGGAGAAAUCGCUGGAGAGCCUCUCCCAAAACCUCACGCAGGUGCUGGAAUGCAUUCAGCAACGGCCAACAAAAGCCGAGAUGGGCGAGCAAUUUUCCUCCUGGUUGCAGCAUUUGCAGGUGGAUUUGCAGGCUUUGAGAAAGGAGCAGGAACUCCUCCCUCCGCCGGUGGACAUCGCGCGCCAGAUCUCUGAUGCCAUGGAGGCUGCCGACAAGAGCGGCAAGCCGGCGGUGCAGAUCGCAGUCAAGGAGCAGUUGCAGAAGUUCAAGCAGGACUUUCUCAUCAAGCUCGAGGCCUGCCUGCAGGAUCAGCACUCCCAGAGCCAAGCGCAGAUGUCUGAGCUGGUUGAAGGGCAGGUGCAGAAGCUCCGGGAAGAUUUCCAUUCGCAGAUUCAGGACCGUCGUGCUGACCAAUCUGACCGGUCCGAUCGCGCCGACGUGCUUCCGGCCACGCAGGUUCAGGAGCUGCAGAAGUCUGUUGCAGAAGCUAUCAACAAGAUCCAGCCGAGCGGUGUGGACUUGACGCCCGUCCUAGAUGGCCUUCGAAAGAACCACGAGCUCACGCAGGGCCUGGGUCACUCCUUGCGCGCUUGGCGCGCAGAGCUGAGACCAAGCUCCUCAGGGUCGGUCAGAUCGACGACGAAGCCGUCACAGGCGGAGAUUGCGGCGGCUGAGGCGGCCGCGGCCGAGGCCAUCAGGGCAUACCAAGCGGCUCAGACAGCUCAACCGGUUGUGCCGGCGGAACCCCUCGCGGCAGCCCAGAGAGCAGAAGCAGAGACAGAAGAGACAGAAGCAGAGGCUGGGGGUGAAGAGACGGCAGUGGCAACGUCCGGUGGGAUCUGGGAGCUCCAUCAAAUGCUGUCGGAGACACUGUCGGAGAGCUUCCAGAACCAAGGGGAGCUUCUAAAGCGGCUCUUCGAGGAGCGGGGUUUGGAGAUUGACCUCUCGCAGAUCAUCGCAGCGUUGAACCGCCAUGGUGCCGAUGUGGAAGCGGCGCUGCGGGCGAUCCACGACCAGCUUCGGAGGGCGGAGUUCCUGCAGCGAGCGGCUUCGGGGCCCCACGACGCCAUCAACAUCCGGAACGACAUCGCGCCCGCGGACCGCAUCCAGGAGGACAAUUCUGGAGAGGUGCUUUCGGCGGUGAGGGACCUCCAGAGGAGCUUGGACUUGUCCUACGAGUUCUCGGCUGUGCUGACUGCGAUACAGGAGCAAGACUUUACGCCCGUCUUGGCCGCUUUCCACGACCAGAGGGCGGAUCUCAGCACGCAGCUUGAGGACGUGCGGGCGACGCUCCAAAAGGUUUUGGAGCGGCCGGAGGCGCCGCGGCGCCCCGAGUCGGCCGCACGGCGGCCGGAGUCGGCGCCGAGGAGGCCUAUGUCCGUGAAGGUCGGCGAGUCAGAGCUAGCUGUGAUCCUUGAUGCGAUCAAGGAGCAGAAGGUCUCCAUCGAUUUUUCGGUGGCCCAAGUUCUCAACAACAUCCAGCAGAAGCAACAAGAGACGUUGGACAAGUUAGUGCUAACAGACCAGCAGCUCAAUGCGCUGAAAGAGGCGUUGAGGCGGCUCAACGGCCAGGAGGGGCGGCCGCGCAGCGGGGUGGCCACCUCUCCCCGGUGCCAGCCCUGGCUGCAGCUGCCUGGGGCGCCAUGGAUCCCUCCUGGCAUCCUGGGGCUGGAGAAGCCUGGCUGA
Effrenium voratum is the source of this 4335-nucleotide messenger RNA. NCBI's taxonomy places the organism in Eukaryota, Dinophyceae, Suessiales, Symbiodiniaceae. The record is from the annotation of a GenBank genome assembly.